Messenger RNA from Thermochaetoides thermophila DSM 1495, 507 nucleotides. RefSeq lists its product as uncharacterized. The record is from RefSeq and is a predicted model, not a curated record. The transcript has a single exon. The coding region runs from base 1 to 507 and encodes 168 amino acids. Lineage: Eukaryota; Fungi; Ascomycota; Sordariomycetes; Sordariales; Chaetomiaceae.
AUGGCAGAUGAGGAAAACCGUGAUCAACCAAUAUGGUUUUGGGCGCAUUCCAUCAAAUGCUGGGUGCUGCGCGCCUAUAACCCUAACCCUGACGCCAACGGUUCCCAGCCCUACAGUCUACACUCACACCCGAUGCCGACGACGCUCUCCACACCAGCAGAUACGGUUCCUCCCGAUCCGCCCCCCACCGACAAGCCUUCAUCCGGCAGUCUCGGCUGUCCGGCUGCCGAAAACGGACGGCACGUCCGCACGCCGGAUCGGAGCAGGGGACCACCGGUUUCAGACGCGUCGACGCGACCGACUCGGUGCGCAGCACGACCACCGCCAGAUGAAAAUUCGAGUCGUAGAAGUGUUGGGAGCGUUAGCGUCAUCCAGCGCGCAGUUGUGCAUUUUGGGAACUUGGGGUUGUCCACCAUUUAUGGAGAACUUUUCCAGAGAAUUUCGGGGCCCUCCAAUAAGACCUCGCAACUGCGAGGAACGACGGCCUUGAAGAUGACGACAUUUUGA